AUGGCAGCCGGCAAAGCGUCCUUGGUGGCGCUUGUACUUAAGUUUCAUGUGAAAAAUAAACUGCUAUCGAAGUCAACUUGCUUUAGUGUCACCAGCUGUAUUAGAAGAGAGUUUGCUGCAAAUGUGUUUUCUACGACCGUUGAAGAGCCCAGUUCCACAUCCCUUCGAAACAAUAGUUUUAGUGGACCUCUGGAAUAUUACGACAGUCUUAUUCGAGAUGGAGUGUUACGAGAAGAUCUACAGCAAAAGGCUGUCAUGCAAAAACUGGAUCAGAUGCAAAAGGAAGUUAGAGGCUACAGCAACGAACGCUCAUCGUUUUUUUCAAAGUUCUUCUCCAAGCAAAAGCCACCAAAAGGUUACUACAUCUAUGGGGAUGUUGGUACGGGGAAAACUAUGGUUAUGGACAUGUUUUAUAAUCAUGUAGAGACGGAGAAGAAAAAGAGGGUCCAUUUUCAUGGUUUCAUGUUGGAUGUGCAUAAACGAAUCCAUCGUCUCAAGCAGAGCAUGCCCAAGAGAAAAGUGGGUAAAAUGGCAAAAGCGUAUGAUCCUAUUGCUCCGGUCGCUGAAGAAAUCAGUGAAGAGGCCUGUCUUCUGUGUUUUGAUGAAUUUCAGGUCACCGAUAUUGCAGAUGCAAUGAUUCUGAAGCAGCUCUUUGAAAACCUCUUCCUAAAUGGGGUUGUAGUUGUUGCCACGUCUAAUCGUCCUCCAGAUGAUCUGUACAAAAACGGAUUACAGAGGGUGAACUUUGUGCCAUUCAUAGCUGUGCUAAAGGAAUAUUGCAACACACUGCGUCUGGAUUCUGGAAUAGAUUAUCGGAGAAGAAAUCGCCCUGCAGCCGGAAAACUGUUCUACCUCUCCAGUGAACCCAGUGUUGAUGCGACACUCGAUAAGCUGUUUGAUGAGCUUGCCUUCAAACAGAAUGACAUUACCCGUUCCAGAUCUCUAAAGGUACACGGCAGGAUACUGACACUAAAUAAAGCUUGUGGGACCAUUGCAGACUGCACCUUCGAGGAGCUGUGUGACCGGCCUAUAGGAGCCAGCGACUACCUGGAGAUCUCUUCUGUAUUUGACACUGUUUUCAUUCGCAACAUUCCUUUGCUCACUUCAAAUAAGAAGACCCAGGCCAGACGCUUCAUUACUCUAAUUGAUGCACUCUAUGAGCACAAGGUUCGAGUGGUGCUGCAGGCAGAAGUUCUGUUAGAUGAACUGUUUGUGCAUGACCAACACGGUCAAGACGAUCACCACGACACUCAUGUUUUAUUGGAUGAUUUGGGCGUCUCAAAGGAUGCACGGAGCUCACUUGCGAUCUUCACGGGUGAGGAGGAGGUGUUUGCCUUCCAAAGGACAUUGUCUCGCCUUACAGAGAUGCAGACAGAGGAGUACUGGAUUGCAGGGGAGAGGAGUUCCAAGUAGCUUUUAUCACCACCAACUCCAUAUACAGCUGUCAUUUUAACUAUAUAUGACUCCUCAUUGAAGGCCUUGGGAUCAACUCUGUUUUAAUUUGGAAUGGACUGUAUUUAAAUCAGACUACUGCUGCACUUUACAAACGCAUAUGCAAAUAUAAACAUGAUACUAGCCUCUUUUUAAGUUUGCUUGCGGGACGUUGGGCAGGUUUGUUGAAGAAUCUGGAUCCGGAUCUGCAAAAGAUGUAUUUUAAAAUCAGGCGGCCUUUUAUGACAAUGUAAAUGGAUUCAAAAGCUGAUAAACCACCUAUUUAACAAUGUUUGCAUUA
This is a messenger RNA of Xyrauchen texanus (razorback sucker), 1732 nucleotides long. It is a transcript of the gene afg1la, whose product is annotated as AFG1 like ATPase a. Gene Ontology annotation, molecular function: ATP hydrolysis activity; ATP binding. The transcript has 13 exons. Gene Ontology annotation, cellular component: mitochondrion; cytoplasm. The coding region runs from base 1 to 1413 and encodes 470 amino acids. NCBI's taxonomy places the organism in Eukaryota, Metazoa, Chordata, Actinopteri, Cypriniformes, Catostomidae. The record is from RefSeq and is a predicted model, not a curated record.